Molecule: messenger RNA, 1017 nt
Organism: Megachile rotundata (alfalfa leafcutting bee)
Lineage: Eukaryota; Metazoa; Arthropoda; Insecta; Hymenoptera; Megachilidae
Product: U11/U12 small nuclear ribonucleoprotein 35 kDa protein
Biological process (GO): mRNA splicing, via spliceosome
Cellular component (GO): precatalytic spliceosome
Molecular function (GO): snRNA binding; mRNA binding
Source: RefSeq, a predicted model, not a curated record
CUGUGUAGGUGGCAGCAUCAUAUUCAAUGCUGAAUUUGAGUGUUUUGUAAUCGUGUGUCAAACGUUUCUGUCAUAAUAUUAUCUUUUUAUUUUUAAUACAAACAUUUGUCAAUAUUUGAUAGUUAAAAGUUAAAAGUCAAUAGUAAUUUCUUUCAUAAUUUUGUAGUGACCAUUGUUACUACUGCUUAUUAAAAUUUAUUCUUGCAAAGAUGACUGAUAUAUUGCAGAAUUGGAGCCCUUAUGCUAAAGAAUAUGAUCCGUUGAAAGCUGGCAGCAUAGAUGGCACAGAUACAGAACCACACGAUAAAGCUAUUAGUCGUGCAAUACAAGCACACUAUGAACCACCUUAUGGAUUAAAGUCAAAGCCAGAAAGAACAUUAUUCGUGGCUAGAUUUGGACCAAAAGUUACUAAACAUGAUUUAAAGGAGUUCUUUUGUAGGUAUGGAGAUGUCAUAUCUGCAAAGGUUAUAGUUGACAUUGUAACAGGUUUAACUCAGGGUUAUGGGUUUGUAGAAAUGAGAUCAGAAGAUGAAGCCAGGAGGGCUGUUAGGCGCAGUGUCGAUGCUACAUUGAAAGGCCAUAAAAUUUUUGUUGAUUAUGAAUGUGGUCGUUUAAUGAAAGGUUGGAAACCAAGAAGGCUUGGUGGUGGUUUUGGUGGCAAAAAAGAGUCGGGACAACUUAGGUUUGGUGGAAGAGACAGACCUUUCAAGAAGCCAAUUGUACCUAAUAUCAUAAGAUCCCAUAAUUAAUGUAAUUCUAAGUAGGUCAAUAGAUCAUUUGUAUCAGUUUAUAAAAAACUAUUUGUAAAAUAAUCAUUUAGAAUUUUGUAAAGUUAGAAUGUUAUACUUGUAUUUGAAAGAUAUGUCCGUAAACUGUUUUGAUCUUGACUUGGAGCCAAUAUAAAUAUUUUAGACUGUAUUCAUAUGUCACUUAAACCCAUUAGAAACAAUCAUAAAACAUUAUAACUAUUAUUAUCAUCCAAACUCUAUUUUUCAUUCAAAGUCUUGUAAUGCGAGA